Molecule: messenger RNA, 2383 nt
Organism: Paramacrobiotus metropolitanus
Lineage: Eukaryota; Metazoa; Tardigrada; Eutardigrada; Parachela; Macrobiotidae
Product: endoplasmic reticulum lectin 1-like
Exons: 15
Coding region: 374-2008 (544 amino acids)
Biological process (GO): endoplasmic reticulum unfolded protein response; retrograde protein transport, ER to cytosol
Cellular component (GO): endoplasmic reticulum lumen
Source: RefSeq, a predicted model, not a curated record
UGUAACAGUAAGUUGUAACUAAUUUCGCUAUCUGACUAGUCAUACUAGGUACUUUUAUUUUAGAAUUAAUAAUUUUGCAAUUUUUUCAUUCUUCGUAAAUUAAAUGUAAUUAUAAUGUAUGAGCUGGAAUCUUGAGUCAAUGGGUCUUGGGUCUUGUGGACGCUUCUGACAGCGAGCAUUCUAUCCUGUGUUUCUGUCGUAAUUCCCAGGAGUAACUGAUACUGGUUGGCAAUAAAUUCGUUCUAUGAUUUGCGUAUCCAUGUUUUUCUCCCACGGAGAAACGAACCUGUAACCUCGGAUGAUGGAUGUGUCAGCGUACCACUGAUGACAUGACAGGAGUUACGGACUCAAACAAAAUCACUGCAGUGCGAGAAUGCGAUCGUCCAAGAGCCCACGAUUGUUUUUGCUGCUUUGCUUCGGCAACGGAAUGUGGUGCAGUUAUUUCCUUCUUCCGUUAGUUUUCUUGAAGUUCGGGAAUUUUGCAAAUGCCGUUCAAUUGAAAUCCUUUCCUGAUACCAAUUUGUACGAUUUCGAAUGGAUUGAGCAUGAUGCUCAACAGAUACGGGUGAUCAGCAUUUUUUUCGCUCUCCAGAAGCGAACGCCAGAGGAGAUAGCGAGAUUUCAUGGUCCACUUGCUAUGCGUUCAUCCAACAACGAAUCCUACAACUGCUACAUUCCGAAUUUCGUGGAAGCUGUAGGACAAACUGAAAAGAACGACGAUGCCACAAUUCCAUCCUUAACACCGGAAAAAGUUUUGCAGGCUCUGAUUGAUAGAAAAGUGUGCAUGUUGAAGAUAGAAGGAUACUGGAUUUACGAACUGUGUCAUGGAAGACAUCUGCGACAGUUUCACCAAGAACUGAUAAAACCGAAAAUAUUAGCUGUAACCAAAGAAUACAUGCUGGGACUUGCUCAAACAGAUGCGAGCACUAGCGGGGGUUCUAAAGAGAGUGGUGUGGACAUUGCAACGGGCAAGUUUCCAUUACUUACUUGGGACGGGAAGGAUCUGCCGUACUUCCAAGCUGUCUAUGAUCAGGGAACGCCAUGUGAUCUGCGGAAUAAUGAACCAAGAACAUCAAACAUUCGAUUCGUAUGUUUCGAAGAUGCGCCAGAUUCCAUUUUGCAAAUUAAGGAAACAGCGACAUGCGAAUACGAAGUUGUUGUAUCCGUCAGAUCGCUGUGCAUCGUUCAAGGAUUUGCACCCAAAAAGACGGUUCUUCAUAAAAUUCAGUGCUAUGCCAACUCACCUUCGUAUAUUACACCCGCCGGAAUCAAAAAGAUGCACGAUGAAAUUUUCUUAUCAAGGGGACAUCUUUCUACAGUAGAAAGACGGAAAACGACCACUGAUUCAGAUGACUUGGAUGAUGGUGACAUCGAAGAGGAAGAAGAGCCAGACACUGCUCCUGAAAAUACCAAGCUGCCGCUUCCGCAAACUCCGUGGGAGCAUGCUGCACCGAGUCCCAGUCCCAGUAGGAGAGUGGCACAAUAUUCACCGGACGAACAAGACAUCCUCAACACUCUUUCGGACUUCAUUGAUGGUGCAUUUUGUGUACACGGGGGCUCUGGAUAUUGGAAGCAUAGUUACUGUUUCGGAAAAACGGUGAUUCAAUAUCAUGAGGAAAGUGACGGAACUAUGAAGAAUGAAAACGUGAUAACUUUGGGUGUUUGGGAUGAAGCUACCCAUCUAGAAUGGAUUGAACAUAAUCCACAGAAGAAGCCCUCGUCGAAAACUACUAUAAAGAGCUUCUCAAGCUUUUAUCACGAUGGAGACAUUUGUGAUCUCACUGGACUUCCUAGAAAUGCGGAAGUCAAGCUCAAAUGUGUUAAUCCUUCCGAUCAUACGUCUUCCUCGGUGGCUUUGUACCUACUGGAGCCGAAACCGUGUUCCUAUAUCCUAGGGGUGGAAUCACGGAUGUUUUGCUAUCUCAUGCCAUAUGUGAACUCUGAGGGAGUUGUGGACGUCAAGGCAUUUAAAAGAGACGUUCAACAGAACUAUAAAGAGCUAAAUUGAACGCUUUUGCAUCUGGCUUGACGUUUUUUUUCCGUACAACAUUGGAAAGCCCGCUGUAAAAUUUUCGACUAAACCACUUGUGAUUGCUCCAAAUUCUGAGUUUUGUAAAGUUAGUUAGAUACUUAGUUACUUCUAUGGUCAAUAUCGCUGUCCGCCUGAUGCGAUUAAGAUGCGACAGUAAACUUUAGAUGUUUAAGAGUUGUGGUUUCAACGUGUCGCUGAUGUCUCAUUCAAGCCGGCCGGUGUGAAAAUUUCGUGUACCGUAUUCCCAUCUUGCUGGAUCAUGGUUCGUUUGAUGCAUUUGAUUUCGCUUCGAUCUUUAUGUGUACCGCGGCAGUAAUUUGCACUAAAGUCGCAGUGUUUAAAAAAUUGGUU